Lottia gigantea (owl limpet) is the source of this 1098-nucleotide messenger RNA. RefSeq lists its product as hypothetical. Gene Ontology annotation, biological process: animal organ morphogenesis; positive regulation of protein phosphorylation; positive regulation of gene expression. The transcript is spliced from 3 exons. NCBI's taxonomy places the organism in Eukaryota, Metazoa, Mollusca, Gastropoda, Lottiidae. The coding region runs from base 1 to 1098 and encodes 365 amino acids. The record is from RefSeq and is a predicted model, not a curated record. Gene Ontology annotation, molecular function: growth factor activity; fibroblast growth factor receptor binding. Gene Ontology annotation, cellular component: cytoplasm.
AUGUCCAACCAGCCUGCUACUGGUGUUGCGUUAUCACACACCGGAAACCUACCCUUACCCGUCCCCCCAAUUCCUUACCCCACACCCCAUAUAGGCCAACCCCCGUCCUGGAGCAAUUCUCAAGAGGAUAGGAAAUUUUAUCUUCAAAAUAAAGUGGGUCAUUAUUUGGAAAUUUUACCCGAUGGCCGAGUGAGGGGGAACCCAGGAGAGAAGACCAUUUACGGUAUUAUAAUGUUUUUGUCAUGGUAUACGUUUUCCAAAGAUGCUAUAGUAAUAAAAGGCUACGCCAGUGAUUUAUAUCUGUGUAUGAACAAUUCCUCCAUUAUUUAUGCCUCGAGAAAUGUGACGAAAGAUUGUGCUUUUAUGCAACAACUGACGAAGGAUAAAUUGUAUGACGUGUAUUAUCAUACGAACUAUAAGGAAAAACGGAAAAAAUUCUUCUUAGGCAUCGAUCACUCAGGAAACAUGAAACCCGGGCUUUUUGCUACCAAAACUCAAAAAGUUUCUCAAUUCAUAUCCUCGCCUACAACACAAAUUGAAUUACAAAAGGCGACCAAAGCGAGAAAAAAACUAGCCAGGAAACCGCCGUCAGUGUUAGUGACUCCGAAAAAUCGCCGAAUUAGUGAUCCGGUAAAAAUUGAAAGAAAUAAACGUAGACGCAGACGUAGAAAUUGGUGUAAAAAAUUACGCAGAAUCCGAAAAAAUCCUCAAAAAUAUAUAGAUCGCUGUAAGUAUCAUUGUGGGAUUUUACAGAAGAUGAUAGACAACAUUAAGAAACAUAAAAAACGUUGUGAACGAGAUCGCAAACGACGGCGACGAAAACGUCCACGUCAGCGAAAAUCAAGGCGGCGUUCGAAUCGUUCAAUACGUCACCGUAAGAGUAAACGACGUUCUCGACGGGGUCGUAAACGCAAGACAAUAUGUGGUGAUCAAAUACGCAGAGGGCGUUUAGGGCGUCGUCAGCUGCAUAAAUGUAAAAUAGAGACAGCCAAAAAACGCCUGCGAGAAAAACUUGAAGGGACAACACAGUCUACGUCUUCAAAUGUACCAGCCAAGACACAAACGGACCGAAAUAUACAAACUUCAAGUGCAUCGUGA